UUAUUUGGGAAGAAAUUAUUAUGUGGUUUUUGAAGGGAGAAAACAAAAACAAAUUUGAGUUCCCACCGAACAAACCAUAAAGCACAGAAUUACAUAAAAACCCCUCCCCUUUUUGCUCAUUCUCAACUCUCAAAUCUGCAAUAGUAUAUCUCUCUGAUUCUUCAAAUAUUCCAAAACCAAAUUUCCAAAAUUUAUUUUUCUUAAUUUCAUCUGCUUUCUUCUUUCGAAAUCUCACUCCCUUUCCUUCCAUGGAGAACACUCACAACGCCAAAUUGGGUUCCGCCGGUGGCGGUGGAGUCAAGCCCAACACCGAUACUGUUGUCGCCGGUGACCUUGUCGAAAACCCUAAUCUCAAUCGCUCAGAUGAUCCACAACAAGAAGAGCCCGCCGCCGCUGGAUCGCUGGAGACAGCCCAGUCUCCUCCAGCUCCUGCUCGCUCUUCUUCCAGAACACCUUUUACUAAUCUCAGCCAGGUCGAUGCUGACCUCGCCCUAGCUCGAACUCUCCAAGAACAGGAAAGGGCAUAUAUGAUGCUACGAAUGACCACAGAAGGAAGUGAUUAUGGAAGUUGGGAAGCUGGAAGCUACUUACACGACGAUGAAGAUGAUGACUACAAUGAUUUUCAUGAUGAUACUGAUGUUGAUGAUGAAGAUGAAGAACAUGAGGGAACUGAUGCUGAGGAUGAAGAAGAUGCAUUUGAUGUGCAUGCCCAUGCCCAUGAUCAUGAUAUUGCUGAUGGUGGAGAGGACAAUCAACCCAGUGUUGAAUUUGACCCUGCUGUCUUUUCGAGUGAUGAAGCUUAUGCAAGAGCCCUACAAGAUGCUGAAGAUAGGGAAAUGGCUGCUAGAUUGUUAGCCCUUGCUGGAAUAAAUGACCGUGAAGAUGAGGACUCGGAGCCAGAAGAGCAUGGAGGCAACUCUCAGGAUGCAUGGGAGGAGGUUGAUCCAGAUGAACUUUCCUAUGAGGAAUUGCUUGCAUUGGGGGAAGUAGUUGGAACUGAGAGCAGAGGGCUUUCAGCUGAUACAAUUGCCAACUUGCCUACAGUAAAAUACAAGACAGGAGGAACUCAGAAUGGCAGCAAUGAUUCGUGUGUCAUUUGUCGGUUUGACUAUGAGGAUGAAGAGACCUUGACAUUACUCUCUUGUAGACAUUCCUACCAUCCCGAGUGUAUAAACAACUGGUUGAACAUCAACAAGGUCUGUCCUGUUUGCAGUGUUGAGGUUUCUACUUCUGAAAACAGCAGCAGCUAGUAGGGUAUUCAAGCAUUUUAUUGGACAAGUGAUAGGCCAUUUUUUUUAACCUACCCUAUUGUGGUAUUGAAAGCUGGGGGUCAUAUCCUUGUUGUUCUAUUAUGCUGGUAAUUUAUAUUGUUUGCCCAAAUUGAAAGGACCGAUCCAGGAUGUAAAAUUCAACUGUUGAAAAUUAGAUAAGUGUUGAUUUUGGAUGUCUUUUUUUUAGUCGAAUGAAAAGCAUUCUGGAUUAUAUUCUA
Messenger RNA from Cannabis sativa, 1489 nucleotides. Its product is annotated as E3 ubiquitin ligase BIG BROTHER-related. The record is from RefSeq and is a predicted model, not a curated record. Lineage: Eukaryota; Viridiplantae; Streptophyta; Magnoliopsida; Rosales; Cannabaceae. The transcript has 7 exons. The coding region runs from base 249 to 1250 and encodes 333 amino acids.